AUGUCCGGAAACAUGCACAACGACUUCCACGUUGCCAUUGUCGGCGCGGGUAUUGGUGGCCUCGCCCUGGCCAUGGCGCUGCACAAGAAAUCCGUCCCCUUCACCCUGUAUGAGGACGCCAAGGAAUUUUCAGCUGUAGGUGCUGGUAUCGGCUUUGCGCCAAAUGGCAUGCGAGCCAUGGAUCUGAUUGAGCCUGGAUUCCGUCCCUUGCAAAGACCAAGCAUGGCACAUCGCAAGACGCUGCUUGACAUCAUGACCAGCUUCAUUCCACGACAAAAUGUCAAGUUCAACAAGCGCCUCGUCAACAUCGAACAGCUGCCAUCCAAAAUCGUCCUUACCUUUGCCGAUGGAGAAGUCGCUGAAGCAAGCAUUCUUGCUGGCGCUGACGGCAUCAAGAGCACAGUCCGAGAACAUGUCCUGAAGCCGGAAUUCCCGGACCAAGUAGCGCCAGUCUACGCUGAUGCAUAUUGCUACCGUGCUGUCAUUCCAAUGGCUGAUGCCGAAGCUAUCCUUGGAGAUUUGACCGACGUAGCCAAAUUCUAUUUUGGCCAUAAGCGCUGCGCAGUAACUUACCGCAUAUCAGAGGGGAAGGAGUUCAACUACCUUUUGUGCGUCACAGAUGAGCAAGGCUGGCAACCGGACAAAGCUGUUACACAGAAGGUCUCACAUGAAGCCAUGAUGGCCGAUUUCGAGGGACCAGGCGUCGACGACCGCUUCCGCCAACUUUUGGCCAAGGCAAAUCCCAUCCGAUGGGGCUUCUUCCACCACUUGAGGACUUCGACAUAUUACCGAGGCCGUGUGGCUCUUCUGGGCGAUAGCGCACAUGCGUCAUUGCCAUUUCAGGCAGCGGGCGCUGCUCAAGGCGUCGAAGAUGCUCUGGUCCUUUCGAAUGUAUUGUCAGAGCUUGUCAAAUCAUCGCGAAAAGAAGCAAGUAGCGACGCAAGCAUCGUUGCUGGUCUCAGCGCGUACGGCUCGGUACGAAGGCCACGCGCCCAGAAGCAGCUGGAGCAGGCAGCUGAGGUUGCCCGUAUGCUAUUCUUCCAACACGAAGAAGCAGGGGACGAUAUGGGCAAGAUCUUGCCUCGCCUUCAGCAAGGUCGAUUUGACUGGCUCUGGUUUCACAACGUGCAGGGUGACGUAGACGAAGCCUUGUCGAGAAUGCGAAAGCCAAACUUGUCAUGCGAACAAGUUGACCGGGCGUAG
Messenger RNA from Alternaria triticimaculans, 1203 nucleotides. RefSeq lists its product as uncharacterized. The record is from RefSeq and is a predicted model, not a curated record. The transcript is spliced from 6 exons. Gene Ontology annotation, biological process: secondary metabolite biosynthetic process. Gene Ontology annotation, molecular function: FAD binding. Bases 1 to 1203 code for a protein of 400 amino acids. Lineage: Eukaryota; Fungi; Ascomycota; Dothideomycetes; Pleosporales; Pleosporaceae.